Messenger RNA from Vicia villosa (hairy vetch), 1830 nucleotides. RefSeq lists its product as uncharacterized. The coding region runs from base 1 to 1830 and encodes 609 amino acids. NCBI's taxonomy places the organism in Eukaryota, Viridiplantae, Streptophyta, Magnoliopsida, Fabales, Fabaceae. Gene Ontology annotation, molecular function: zinc ion binding. The transcript is spliced from 3 exons. The record is from RefSeq and is a predicted model, not a curated record.
AUGUGUGCUAGGGUCUUAAAUAACAAAACUGCCAAUUCCAAGUGGGUCUCUAAGCUAGUUGUUGAGAAAAUAAAGUCACAAGGAAAAGUUAAAGUUUCGGAAAUUAUGACAGAACUUAGGCAAAAAUACUCAGUUGGCAUAACCAAAGGGAAGGCUUGGAGAGCUAGAUCCAUGGUUGAGCAAAUUAUUGAAGGAGAUGCAAGGGAACAAUUUAACAAGCUAUGGAGUUAUGCAGCUGAGUUGAAGAAACAUUCAGCUGGAAAUACAGUAAAGAUUAACACUGAGAGGCCAGUGCCAACCCUACCACCUAGAUUUGGUAGAUUUUAUUUCUGCUUUGAUGGUUGUAAGAAAGGGUUCACAAAGGCAUGUAGACCCUUCAUUGGAGUGGAUGGGUGUCACCUUAAGACACACUAUGAGGGGCAGUUAUUAGUGGUUGUGGCAAGGGAUCCAAAUGACCAAUACUAUCCUUUGGCAUUUGGUGUAGUAGAGACUGAAACAAAGGAAAGUUGGAAAUGGUUUAUGCAACUACUUAUGGAAGACAUUGGGAUUGAAAAAAAGUAUGUCUUUAUAUCAGAUAAACAAAAGGGUCUUUUAAGUGUCUUUGAGGAGAUGUUUGAGCAAAUUGAACAUAGAAUUUGUCUCAGAAAUUUAUAUGCAAAUUUCAAGAAGAAGUUUGGUGGUGGAGCUGCUAUUAGGGACCUACUCAUGGGAGCUGCCAAAGCUACAUACAUUCAGGCAUGGGAGAAAAAGAUGAAUGAGCUCAAGGCAUUGGAUAAGGAGGCAUGGGAGUGGUUGAUGGGAGUACCUACAAAGUUAUGGUGUAAGCAUUCCUUUAGCUUUUACCCUAAGUGUGAUGUGCUGAUGAAUAACUUAAGUGAAUCUUUUAAUAGUACAAUUUUACAAGCUAGGGAUAAACCAAUUCUUACAAUGGUAGAGUGGAUUAGGAACUAUUUAAUGGGUAGGAUUGCCAAUAGCCUGGUUAAGCUUGACAAGUGGAAACAUAAUGUUAUGCCUAAUCCUAGGAAAAGAUUAGAUAAGGAAACUUUGAUGAGUGGAGAAUGGCUGCCAACAUGGAGCAUGGGUGAUUUAUGGCAGGUGCAUCAUCCAUACAAUGGGCUACAAUUUGUUGUUAAUCUUGGGACAAAAAGUUGUACAUGUGGAUUUUGGGACCUUGUGGGCAUCCCUUGCAGACAUGCUGUGUCUGCAAUUCAAUAUCAGAAUUUGAAUCCUGAAACGUAUGUUGACCCUUGUUACAUGAGAGAGGCAUACAAAACUUGCUAUGAAAACAAUGUCAGUCCAAUUAAUGGUAUGGACAUGUGGCCGAAUGUGGAUGUCGAGAACAUGGAACCACCUCAGUAUAAGAAGGGUCCUGGCAGACCUAAGAAGUUAAGGAUUAGAGAGCAAGAUGAAAUUGGAUCAAGGAUGAGGAGAAUUGGUUUAAGUUAUAGAUGCACCAAGUGUGACAAAUUUGAACAUAACUCAAGGAAGUGUAAGAGCACUGAACAAGAUCCCAAUGCAUUGAAGAGAAAGAGAAAGACACCAAGGAGCAAAGCUUCUACAUCUGCUGCACCAGCUGGAGUUGAACCUGAAUGUGGCCCUGAAUUAGAUGCAUUGCUGGAUGACAUGAUGCAGGCUUUUGAAGAACAACAAUCACAGGUUGUUAAUCCAACCCCUGCAUCACCUGUUCAAGCUGCAGCAGUUAAUCCAACCCCUGCAUCACCUGUUCAAACUGCAGCAGUUAAUCCAGCCCCUGCAUCACCUAUUCAAACUGAAACAACCAUAACAGCUGAUCAACCUGAGUCUAAUGCAUCUGUUGCAAAAAAAAACUAA